GAGCGAGGACGUGGAGUUAGUGUCGUAUGAUUUCGCGAUCGCGAGUGUGUCACGUUACGAUGUCGAGUGGUGAAUUUAAAUUCGAUGUGUGAGAAGUGAGUGAAAAACUUCAGUGAUUUUUAGUUUUGAUCUCGUGUCAGCGACGCCAGAGUUCAGAACAACGAGGCCAGGCUCUUCAUUAAAAUGUUGACAAUGCGGCGCCUCCUCGUGACGCUGAUAGCCAUCGCCGCCGACAUCUACGCUCAAGACUCGCCCAGGGAACAUCAGGGACCACAGAUUUGCGGGGGCCGGCUCCGAGGACCCACGGGCGUGAUACAGACACCCAAUUUCCCCAACCCGUUUCCCGUGCCGAUAAAAUGUCGUUGGAUUAUCGAGCACGACAUCGCGAACGGAACUAUUUCGAUAUAUUUCACUCAACAAUACACGACUAGUGGAUUAACCUUCACUGAAUACAUGUAUUAUGAUGAAUCGUAUAAGCUGGGCGAGAGGCGGGCUCUAACCGUGACCGAGGAUAGCAUCACAAGAGUUAAAUGGCUGCAGGUACAAAGUCCGGUGCUGGUCGUCGAGCUAUCACUGGAUCGACUCGAAGGCACUCAGCUGCGGGCGUUGGGUCUUCUCUCGGUAUUUGGAUUCAACGUGACGUACUCUGUGAGGGGACCGACUGAUUCCGCAGGACCUGCUUCGUGCAGUGCUAUAGAAUGCCGACUACUAGGUCAUUGUUACGCCAGCCAAGAUUACCAGAAAUUUUACUGCUCUUGCUUCGAGGGUUACUCGGGCGUGGACUGCGGCGUGGGCCCCCUGUGUCCGCGGACCUCGAAUAUGUGCAAAAACGGCGGCACCUGCAGACAAAUGGGCCCCGCCGCCGUGAGCUGCAUAUGCGCCCCUGGAUAUACAGGAGAUUUCUGUGAAUCAAAAAUAGAAUCACCAGAAUGCGAUAUAGAAGAGUGCUCCGAAGGUUGUAAGGGUGGGGCCUGCGAUUGUAAUCCAAGAGAUACGGACGCCGUAUCGGCACGCUUCGAAACGAGACUGCUAGUAAUGGACCAACCAAAUAUUAACAUAUCACAGGAAAUCGUGGAACAGAUUACUAAUUAUCUUAAAUCUUCGAACAUUACAUUAGAAGAUAAUAUUGAAAUUUUGAAUAUAAGCUCAGUGGAUACGAACCACGCUAGGACAGUGUGGCUUCGGAUGUGGGCCGCCAGACGUGACGCAGGAACCUUGAGGACGGUGCUAGCCAGACUGGCAGCAAUGAGGACUCGUACCGACAGACUCCGCUUGCUUCCCGCUACCCUGCACUUCGAUAUGCAACCAGCGCUCAACCUACACGCAUUAAUCGUAAAUCAACGUCCGGAAGUCUGGGAGGGUUCAGAGUUCAUACUGAGCUGCAUGGCUUACGGAUCUCCACAUAUCGCCUUCACUUGGUACAAAGAUGGAGUGAAAAUCAAUUUUAAUGGAACAACAAGAGAAAUCUGGACUAGGACAGUCUCAGAAGACGCCCUCGGUCGUCGUAUGUCGGUACUCGGAGUAGCUGAAGCCAAAAGACUGGACGGCGGCAAGUGGUCCUGCACCGCUGAUGACGCCGGCAGAAGACGUUGCAGAGCCCUAAUGCUGGCAGUUCUAAGACCACCGAAUAUACGACUUGUACCUUCCACCUUAACAGUAAACAAGGGAGAAAACGUGAGCAUCACAUGUUUGGCAGGAGCAAGUAGAAUGCACGGUGCUUUGGGGUUCAGUUGGGCUCGAGAACGCGGUCUCUUACCUCUGAAUCCAGGUCGAGAAGUGUGGGAAGACUUGUACCCUGCUGGAAGUGUGUUGAAAUUGUAUAACGUUCAGAAAUCUGGUGAAUUCCGUUGCCAAGUAUCUUCAAUAGCCGGUACUAACUCUAAGGGAGUGACAAUGUGGGCUCUUGGAACUAAAGACGAGGCUUGUGAAAGUGACGCUUCGCAUGGUCUCCGAUGGCCGAAAACUGCCCCUGGUGCUCAUGCCUCAGCAUCUUGCCCUCCUGGACACACUGGAGAAACUACUAGAUUCUGCGAACCGAAAACGACCCAGCACGGUGUUAAAUGGAAGCUACCAGAUUUCUCCGGAUGCGUCGCGGAUUCAUUAAACGACAUUUACGAGCAGUUCACUCACAUCUACUUUGGGUAUUCCUGGAAUAACGUAUCGAACGUAGCCCGUCAGUAUGGAGCGGUCCUUCGCUCCCUACCAUCACAUCCAGGCGAAGGGACGCUUCCCCUCCACCAGACAAAAGAAAUGCUGCACUAUUUGUUAUCUUCCGCUGGACGACCGGCAGACAGAAUGCAAAGUGCUGAGCAUCUUCUCAAGAUAUACGACACUUUGCUCAAGCAUCCUGAUGCCUUUUUGGAUGAAGAGAAAGUCUACGAUCUUCAAAACUCGAUAGCAGAGACAGCCGGAAUGCGAACCAACCUCGACACACAUUUCCACGAGUUUACAGUCAAAACGAAACCAGCGAGAGAAGACAGUGCUGCGCACUUUGAUCUUCAAUCAGGUCCUAUUGGAUCUGAGGAGUGGAUGCUCACGUCAGCCGGCACUGAAUUACUCGCUAGAACGGGAAACGCUACCGUUGUUGCUGUAUUGUAUCACAAUUUGGGAACAAGAUUACCUUCUUUAAGGCGAUCUGUAGAGUAUAACCAGUCGUCUUCUAGGAGCGGUCGUGAAAUGGAGUAUCUGGUGUCAUCCCAACAGAUCCAAUUGUACGCCACUGGUCCCGGAGUCGACAAUAGCUUACAGCAUACGGUGAACCUAUUAUUCACUCAUGUCAAGAACUAUAGCGCUGUUGCAUCAAAACUCGCCUGUGGUCUUCGCACUCCGUCUGACCCAAGAACUUGGAUCACUAAAGCUUGUGAAGUGAAAGUUCCUGAAGCAACCCACGUGGCCUGCAAAUGUCGAGGGCUUGGUACAUAUGCACUAUUCACGAUAGCCAGGUCUACGUUGACCGAGGCAGAAAAGGACCUACGCGGUAUUGUGAAGAUAACGGUCAGUCUGGGAGGAGCAAUGUGCUUAGCUGCAGCAGCUUUGCAACUGCUGGCACUAGUUGCUGGGACUAAGGCGAAGCUACCUGUACUACUGAAAGCUGCGACUGCGGGGACUCACUCAGCUGCGAUGCUGACCCUGCUAGAGUGUGACACAAGACAGGAUGAAGCGUGUCCGGGUACUCUGGGAUGGGUGUGCGCGGCGUGCUGGUGCGCGGGGUGCGCGGCGCUGUGUGCGCAGCCACUACUGCUGCAGGCAGAGCUCGCUGGUAGAGCUCAGAAGGCACCGUCUGUCGGACUACUUGCCGGUGUGUGCACAUUGUCGUGGCUGACGGCACGGAUAUGGGGCGGCGCGCCCCUGCAAGUGGGGGCGGGUGCGGCCGCAGUGUGCGCGGCAGGAUGCGCGCUACUCGCCUCUCUCUGCUUGGCGCUAGCACUGUGCGCCGCUGCGAGACUGCGAGCCAUCUCACACAAGGUCCCCGCUGACAGGAGAAGCUAUAUCAAUGACAGAGGGCGCGUCGUUCGGCACACAUUAAUACUGCUGGUGUCAACAUCGGCGGCUCAAGCAGCGGGUGUGGCGUACGCACAGCCCGGGGAACGUACCGUGGCGCACGUCGCCGCGCUAUCCAUCGCUGCCCUGGCCAACGGUAUAGCGAUGCUGGCUUGCUAUGUAAUAAGAGAUGAAGAGUGUCUGCGUUCAGUCCGAAAAGUCCUGACACUAACUCCGGCUCGAGACUGGAGAGAUGAACCCACCGGAGAUACCUCGCUGAGUUUAUACAUAAAACAAGGAGGUGAAGUUGAGAGUCGCGGCGGCGUUGGCAUAUUUGAAAGCACAUCGUCACCGGUUUCACCAAUUUCCUCGUACUGGCGAGCUCCUGGACUUGAAAGCCCUACUAGAUUACACAGGCGUCAAUCGACUCCAGACAGUCGUGCCGACAUUGUCCGUUGUGUAGAAUACAAGUGUCCAGUGAGAGGCCCGUCGGGCGGACAAGCUGUCUGCGACCUCAUCCCUCGCGGCGAGUACGACGCGCGUGUUUGUCUAGAGCUCGGCGUGAUGCGUCCCCCACCGCCCCCCACCCUCCUCACCUGCUCCCUGGACAUCGAACCCAACAAGCGAGUCGUCCACCCCACCGACACGUGCACCAUUUGCGUCCACUCCAAUCCGGACGUCUCUAAAAUUCCCUCGCCUCCAAUCAAAAGCUGCCUCAAAAAAAACAAGAAUCUAUCUUCGAGCUCCUCCCUGCCAUCCAUCGAGGCCAGCAAAUCCGAUAUCGACCAGAUCAACAGAGAAUGGAAGAAAGCCUACGAUUCCCCGGAAACUGAUAAAAUGCUCAACAAAAUCUCGAGCGAUCUGGAUUUUCUAUUGAAUAGGAAUCAAGAGAGCAAAGCCGCUCUCGACCAAAUAGAAGAGGCUCCGACUUAGUGUCCAUCUGAGGCUUAGUUUAGUCUAAGGAAACGAAUAAAAUGGAAACAGGGGUGCGUUACGCCAGAUAGUUAAUUGUAAAUAGUUAAACAUUGUAUCCAGAUAUAGGUAUAGACGUUUUAAUCUAUGUAUGAUUGUAACGUGUUUUAUGUGGGCAUUAAAUAAGAAUGAUUUUAUUUAUCCAAUUCUAAAAAAGACUAAUGGAACAGAGAUUCGAUAAGUUUAAAAGAUAUAUAUUUUUAAAGGUAUUUAAACAUUGACGGAUCUAAAGUGUUUCUAAAUGACCUAGAAAACUAAUGUCCCGCUAAUGUUCCGAUAUUAAAAAUGUUUCUAUUUUAGUUUGAUCAGAGCACAGACUUACAGACUUACAUACAAUUCUGUGUGUUUACAUGGAUGACAUAAUUCACAUCGUGAUGUGGUUUUUGGUAAUAAUUACAAGGAGGUAUACAGUGAGUUACUUCAGCCAUCUAGUGCACUAAAUACACUUUCAAUUUGUUGGCACAUAAAACUGUUCUUUGUACUAACUUGACCGGGACUCGAAAACGUCCACAUAAAAUGUAACGUAAGUAACUAUAAGAAAUCUUUACGUAUACUAGUCAAUGUACUUAUAAUGUACAAUACAUAAGUUAAGAUAGCAUUACGAUCAUUAUCGACGGUAUAUUCUGAUGGAAUUACACUUUAAUAGAAGGUAAAUUUCAUAAAGAAUUGUCAUAAUAUUUGUUUUAAUUAUUUUUCUCAACAUGCAAUUGAUAUCUAUGUAGUUUUAAGUUCUGCAACAAUCUGUGUGCUUAGUGCGAGUUUUGUAACGUUCUCGAUAGCGAGCCAGUUUGCUCAAAUUUGUAUGCAAUUGGAACAGCGCCCCUAGCGGCAAACGUACCCGGUGUUAUUUUGUGAGUGCGAGUUCAUUAUUAACGUUGUGAUCUCGUAACCGAGUAAUUUUACCGAAAUGAGUACCACGAAUGACAUUUGUGCGAGUGCGUGUUGCAAAUUAGUGGAUUUUAACGUUUCGAUCGAGUAUUUCUUUAGUAGUUCUAUUUUUCAAACUAGAGAGGCAAAAGUAUCAUGCCAUAGAGCCUAAUUUUUUUUUAAUAAAAAUGAUAAUAUGGAGUGAAAUGGAUUUGAUUAAUUUGAAACAUUAAUCAAUUGGCAUGGAAUGAAAUGAAAUGAGAUCAGAUAAUAUGGGAUAAAAUAUAAUCUCAGUAAAAUGCUGAUUAUUUACUGAGAUUCACCUCCACUAAUACAAACCUUUUUCAAAAUUAGUUUCUCUUUUCCGUUUGUGUUCACGAUUUUAACUGAUUCUAGAAUAAAAACUAUAAUCACAUACAAAUCUAAUUCAAUAAAGACUAAAUUUACUCCGGAUUCAGUGAGUCGUAAACAAACCCAGAUUGACUAUUAGAAGUAAAAUGAAGAAAGACUAAAACAAUAGGCCCAAUAGCAUUAGGCUGCUAUAUUCGAUAAACAAUUGAACAACGAAAUGUAUAGCGUUUUUAGUGUUUAAUUUUUAUUCGACUAAUUGUUAUGAAGACUAAAUUUAGCGCAAAAUUUAACAUUUAGGGUGCCUAUCCACUGGAGCGGAGCGAAGAAACUGGGAAAUAUUAACCAAUAAAAUUGCACAAAAUCAUUUUGCCAUCUUAUGAUUUUGAUUUAGUUGGUUAAUAUUUCUCCAUAUCUUCGCUCCGCUGUUUCGCUCCGCUCCAGUGGACAGGCACCCUUAAACUUGACUAAUUGUUAUUGGAGUAUUUGACAGCAGACAGCGCAAAUGCAGAGGCGGUUAAGGGUAUAUUUAGAUCAGAUUAAUAAUCGGCACAAUUAAAAUUUCAUUGAGUUGAAAAAACUAACAGAACGCGUUGUUACAAUAUUUCGUAUUUGGGACUAAAUAUCUAGCAGUUGAUGACAAUUAUACUCUAUUCCAAUUACGAAGUCCCAUGAGACAUAUGUUAUUAUUAUGUUAUUGUGUGUGUGUGAAUUAAUUGUAUAAUGAUGUAGAUUGAUCGUGUCUUUUUUAAAUGAUAUUUACGACCAUGACCAAAAAAAUAUUUUUAUUUAAAAUAUAUAGAAUAUGCGAAACGUAAAGAGUUAGGUUCUAAGAAGUGUCAAAAUAGAUGAGGGAUUUUAUGACCUGGUAACUGAGACCUUUAAGUCAUGUCUUAUUUUAAUUUAUAUUCAUAUUUUAUGAAAAA
Bombyx mandarina (wild silkworm) is the source of this 6593-nucleotide messenger RNA. RefSeq lists its product as uncharacterized. Lineage: Eukaryota; Metazoa; Arthropoda; Insecta; Lepidoptera; Bombycidae. Gene Ontology annotation, biological process: adenylate cyclase-activating G protein-coupled receptor signaling pathway. Gene Ontology annotation, cellular component: membrane. Gene Ontology annotation, molecular function: G protein-coupled receptor activity. The record is from RefSeq and is a predicted model, not a curated record.